CUCCAGGUUACACAGGAGGUUGUUCUGCUGCAUUGGCUUGGCAAGUCGGCAUGGUGUGGUGACAUCUGGAAGCGGGAGUACCUUUCCCUCCCCUGGGGAAUGACAACCGAAGCAUUAAGGACUUCCUACGAAGUAGAAGUCACCCACACUGCCACAGCCUGUCAAAAGUAUUUCGCACUCUAUUGACAUCGAGCUUUCCCGGCCAGCUCAUAAUUGUCAUCGGAUGAACCUGCAAAGUCAUUCAUCGGGUUCCUGUGCCGAGAAUGCUUGGCACGGGCUCGGGAGCCCCACCCGCCCCGCCCGGGACCCGGAGCUUUCACGACACCGAUACCCGUUCGCAGUCUUGUAAUGUUGCCGAGAUAUUCGACGAAAAAGCCUCGAACACCCAUGAUCACACGAAUCAUGAUUAAUUCAAGAUGGAUUCUUUGGAAUUCCAAGACUAUGAUAUGAUUAUGACGUUGAGGUGGGAGACACCAACCACAUUUUUGCGAUUCUGUUGGGAGGACUGAUAUCCCAAGGAAGGCCUGACGUGAAUUAUUGAACCCGAAGAAUACGGCCGCCGUCAUGAUCCGAACGGCUGACGAAUGAUCGGCGCUCAGGGCCACUCAUCUUCAACUGGCAAGUUUCGAGAAAAACGUGGAAAGCCACCUCUCCAAGCCACCCUUUGAACAUCAGAGUGGGACCCACCAGCCUCACCUUGUUUCAAUUGCAUGCCCCACAUCCAGUGCUGCCAACCGAAACCUGAGUUGCCAAAACGUCCUUCAUGAACCAAAGGCCGGCCGUUACAACAACGAGCAGAAACCGGCACAGCAUCUCGCAUUCUGCUUUGCUGUGGCGUUGUCUUUGGAGAAAUUAAUUUUCGUUUUUAGACUUGCAUCUUCGGAGACAUGUGGGUUUGGACGUUGAACCCGGCAUUCUAGUUCACCCGACCAUGACAGCCUCAUCCCCCAGCUUCAAGAGCCCCCGUGCUCAUGCCCCCACCACCACGACGCCCAGCACCCGCAUCAUCAGUAGUGCCCAACCAUACAGAACGCUGGUGACCGCAUUUCUGAUAUGGAAAGCUGUCUUGUUUGCCAUUGCCCUGGGAAGCACCCUCGUGGGCGACGCCUAUGACACGUCCGCCGACCUCUUGGUGCACGGUGGCGUGGAAGCGGCAACGACGGGCCAACAACGGGCUCAGCAGCCAUUAGGUCUUUCUGGUGGUCUGGUCUCGCGGUUUGCCAGCUGGGAUGCCAUUUACUUUCUCAGUUCUGCAAAACGAGGAUAUAUAUAUGAACAGGAAUGGGCCUUUGGUGCUGGCCUGCCCAUCGUGGUCAGAGGGAUUCUUCAAGGUGCAAGACAUGUUGGCAUCGCUCCCCCAGCAGAAGGGGGUGUUCUCCCUGAAGCUGUCAUUGGCGUCACUGUCGCCAAUACGGCACAUUUUCUCUCGGUGAUUGUGCUCUUCCGCCUCGGACAGGUUGUGUGGCGGGACCGCACUCUAUCUUUGGUUGCGGCUCUGCUGCACAUCGUCUCGCCUGCUGGCAUGUUUCUCACGGCGCCUUACAUGGAAAGCUCCUACGCCUUUCUGGCCUUUACCGGAUAUCUUCUCUUUGCACUGAGUAGCCAAGCUGAGAGUCGUGCACUUACUCGUGAUGUAUAUUUGGUGCUCGCAGGGAUUUUCUUUGGUCUGGCCACAGCCUUCCGAAGCAACGGCAUUCUGAAUGGUAUCCCAUUUGCCUGGGAAGUUCUGCGGCACCUCCCGAAUCUGCCGCAUAAGCCUUUCGACACCAUCCGCCGCCUUGUUGCAUUGGGCAUCGGGGGUAUCUGCGUAGCUCUAGGGUCCAUAAUCCCUCAGGCCAUCGCUUAUGGGCAGUUUUGCUCCGGUGCUUCCGGGGUAGAUCCUCGGCCAUGGUGUGAGGCUUACUUACCGAGCAUCUUCACCUUUGUCCAGGAGCACUAUUGGAAUGUCGGCUUCCUCCGCUACUGGACGAUUUCUAAUCUCCCAUUAUUUUUGCUCGCCACCCCGAUGCUGGCGAUCCUAGUUCGAUCGGGAGUGGAGCAACCCACAUCGGCUCGGCAGCCUGUGAUUGCCGCCAAACCCGUCGAGUCGGCCCAACUGACAUCGCUUAUUCAGUCUGCAGCGGCGGCUCAAGUAGUGCUUGCUGUGCUUGCUAUUGCCAUGUACCAUGUGCAGAUUAUCACGAGGAUAUCGUCUGGGUAUCCGCUGUGGUAUUGGUGGGUGGCCGGGAGCUUGAUUCGGGGCGAGAAGGUGGGUGGAUAUAUUGUCAAGUUUAUGGUUUUGUAUGCCUUGAUUCAGGGGGUGUUGUUUACUUCGUUUUUGCCCCCUGCAUGAGCGUGCUGUGUGUGGGGAGUUAUCAGUAUUAUAUUAUGUAUCUACCUAGUUGAUAUAUACCGUCCAUAUCCAGUCUCGUAUCCAGUAGUGUUUGAUCCUACGUCUAUAUAUUUGCGUUUCGUUCGAAAGCUAUAUCCUGUUGCCGUUGUUGUCGUACCCGGCCAGUUCCAAGCCUGGUUUUCGUUUCUUCCUUCAUUAUUUCCAUCUCUUCUGUUCACAUGUCCUUUAAGCUGGAUGCCGUUCUCUCUCUUCCCUCAUUACUUCCAUCUCUUGUUUAUCAUACCCAAUAGUCCCAUGUAUUCACAUAUCCCAAUAUCCGAAUUAUCAACCCGUUCACUGCUCUCCGCCCUCCUCCUCCUCAUUAUCGCCCUCCCCCAUAACCAACCCAGCCCUAACAAGCCAAACCCCGGCCAUGACCGGCGUAGUCACCAACCCCAACACUCCUCCCAAAACAAGCUUAAACACCUGCGGCGUCCAAGUAGCAUCAUACUCCCAGUCCCCCUUUCCGUUUGCCUUCCCGGCAGCAAUCAACAACCCCACCGUCGGCCCCCAAAAGAUCAAAAAACUGACCACCGCCACAAGCAUGCUCCUCGCCGCCUGGCCCAAGAGGAACCCUCCCCAUCCAAGAAUUCCGGCCCCCGAUGAUGGGUAAGGCGACACAGAGACGACAACCUCUUCCGGACGGCCCCUACCCCCCUUCUCAUCACCCCCAGAUGACACCACCGGCACCGUCGUCGGUAACGAGCAAAGCCACCUGACCAAUCUGUUGUUACUGAGCAGAGAAGAAGAGCCGAACAUUCCUAUGGGAGGCACACCCCCGGUCUUGAGGUCACGGUUCACAAGGAACAGCUCAAUGAGCCAGGUGACGAGACAUUGGAGGAUGAUGGUUACCGCCGCGUCGCCCGCCAGCGUCGAGGGGAAGGACCAUAACGUGAUCUUGUCUGGGGGCUG
Podospora pseudopauciseta is the source of this 3283-nucleotide messenger RNA. It is a transcript of the gene GPI18, whose product is annotated as ER membrane glycoprotein subunit of the GPI transamidase complex-like protein. The coding region runs from base 932 to 2332 and encodes 466 amino acids. Lineage: Eukaryota; Fungi; Ascomycota; Sordariomycetes; Sordariales; Podosporaceae. Gene Ontology annotation, molecular function: alpha-1,6-mannosyltransferase activity; GPI mannosyltransferase activity. The record is from RefSeq and is a predicted model, not a curated record. The transcript has 3 exons. Gene Ontology annotation, cellular component: endoplasmic reticulum membrane; mannosyltransferase complex. Gene Ontology annotation, biological process: GPI anchor biosynthetic process.